GACCGAUUUUCUCCUAUUUCGGGUUCCAGUUAUAAUCGGACCGGUUAAGAGACUGGUUCGCUAUUUAACCAGUUGAACCGAACGGUCCGAUCCGAGUCUGACAACACUGCAAAAAAGGCGCCCACCGCAUUAGAAUAAUAGACAAAAAAAAAGGUAAAGAAGAAAAUAUGUUAGCCACAGGCCCAAUGUUAAAAAGUCUGGCAUUGGCACUAAGUGAAAUUAAACAGCCCACGUGGAGAAGUAUGUCACGAAUAGAGGUUAGAUUUCAGAGGAUUGAGAAAAAGCAAGGCAGAAUUCAAAAAGAAGAAAAUUUAGGGUUGAGGGAUUGAAAUUGGGAAGAAAUGGAAACGCGGGAGAAAACAGAGUUCGGUCAAAAAUAUUCAUUAAUUGAUAAAAUUUACAAAACAGUAAAAGGAAUAUUUAAACUAAUCAUUCAGACAAUAAUUCUAAUUACUAACAUAUCCCUCCAAUUUACAAAAAUCUAACAAAACCCCAAGGGCAUGACAAAGUACCAGCUGCUCUUAUGUGGCUCAAAAAACUGGCCCAAAAAAUGAGAAUGCAAAAGGCUGAAGAUCAUCUAGUUUCAUUACUUCAACUCAAUUUGAAACAUUUUUGGCUCUUCCAUUCCCUGGCUAAUGGAAGCUGCAUCAGUGUUUGCACAACUUAAUCGCUUUCCUCAAAGCUCAGGUCACCAAACCAGCAUAUGCAGAUUGCCAAGAAGCUUCAACAAUGAGCAUUUUAAACCAAUAUUUGUCAUACCAAGAAGAAACAAUGGAAUUAGCUUACAGAGAAUGAGAAGAUCAAAUCCAGUAUGUUCUGCUGUCACUGAAUUCUCUGGUUUCCCUUCAGACCCGGGCCAGGCUGUAAUCACUUGGCAAAUUGUAGUUGGUUCCCUAAAACAACUUGGAGGCCUUAAACUGAUUAAUGAACUUUUUCAGCCGGCGUUACACAAAACUUUUGUGGUGGCUGGAAUCGAGUUCAGCAAAAGAAUUGUGAAACAGAGACAAUGUGAAGUGUGCAGAGGGUCAGGUCUAGUUUUAAGGGCUGACAAACAGUACAUCCGUUGUCCUGGCUGUGUUCACUUCAAAGAAGGCCACUCUUUCAACCAAAACGGCUUCAAUUCCCAGCCUCAACAGUAUUUAGAAAUCACCAGACCCUUGCCCUUUGACAGCCUCGAAGCAUCUUGCACCCUCCCAAUUCUCAGUCACAAUUUCAGCAACACCUAUGGUCUUCCCCCUGUUUCAGUCCCUUACUCGCCGCCUUCCAAGUGCAGAUGGACGAAUGUCGUCCUGGAGAUCCGUAAUUCUUGCCAUGGUUUACAAUUCGAUCGGAUUGCAGCCGUCUGGCUCAGCGGCGCGGAGCUGAUCCGUACAAGCACAGCUGAGCCGACGGAGGAAGGGAUUUUCUGGGUUGUACGUAAAGAUGUCACCAGGUACUCGUCUCUGUUAGGUCAGGACAACCUGACACUGUCAAUGAUGCUUGAGAAUGUUGUUGAUGAUCACUACACUGGGAUUUUUCAAGUCAAUAUUACAUUCCAUUAUUACGAUACUUCCCCUCACCGCACCCCGCUAGCCCAGGCCCCGGAGGAUAGUGUUUGUCCUCUGAUUGAUGUACCUGGAGACAGCGAAAUUUACCAUAGGACUAGUAGGGAAUUGAAUGAUAUUGGAAAGGGUUCUUUUGAAUUAUAUGAUAGACCUGCUGAUUUGAUUCUUCCAAUUUCUUCCGGUGGAGAGGAUGGAUUUUGGUUUAGGAUUCAAAACCAAUCCCAGAUUCAUUCUAAAAGGCUGGAAAUCCCUUCUAAUACUUACAGGGCUGUGAUAGAGGUGUAUUUGUCAGGUCACGGGGAUGACGAAGUUUGGUACGCAAAUCCUCCUGAUGGUUACUCAUAUGUAACAGGGGAAACAGAGGCUGAGUCAAAGUAUGGUCAUGGUGCACACCGUGAGGUGUUGGUGAAAUUGGAUGGGGCUCUUGUAGGAUCAGUUGUACCCUUUCCAGUGAUAUUUACAGGGGGAAUCAACACUUUGUUUUGGGAACCUGUGGUAGGCAUCGGAGCAUUUGAUCUUCCUUCGUAUGAUCUUGAGUUGACACCCUUUUUAGGCCUGCUUCUUCAAGGAAGAAAGCCGCAUUCUUUUUCACUUGAAGUGUCGGAUGGCAUCUCAUUUUGGCUUGUCGACGCCAAUUUGCACCUCUGGUUGGAUCUUGGCUGGAAGCAAGUCCGGACUGGAACAGAGUCCAGUGUACCCGAGUUUUCAUUGGAACGUCGUUCUCAACUUGGUGUACUUGACCGAGAAUUUGAAAUUGAUGCUGAGAGGAAGGCUAAGGUUUUGGGGUGGAUGAUCACGUCUGCUGGCUAUUUUACUACCUACUUUGAGCAGACACUGAAGUUCCAGAGUGGGGUCAAGUACACGAAAAACAAUGGUGUAAGAAAGAUGGUGGAGCAGAAAGUGAAGGACAAGAGUGAGUUCAGCAUUAAAUCAGGGAAUGGUGAAGCAGUGAUAUUUCAUACCAGUACUGAAAGAGAGUUCGGUUUGAAAUGGAAGGGGUUGACCGCAGCAAAGGAAAGAAACGCUAUUAAGUGGGCAAAUGCAGUAGAAAUAUGGAUGGAAGAGAAGAAGAGGGUGGGAAAUUUAUGGAGCGUUUUGAGGAACCGCCAGAAUUGCAGUGGGUGGCAUCUUUACCAUGAUAACGGGAUUCAUUUAAGGAAAGCAUUCACUCACCAAAAUUAUAGUUUCCAAGAAGAGGGAUCAAAGUGCUACUCCCGGAUGGUUACUGCGGAGAACGGAUUCCUUGUCGGGGAUAGCAUCACCACUACUUCAUACAUGCGUUAA
Oldenlandia corymbosa var. corymbosa is the source of this 2828-nucleotide messenger RNA. The record is from the annotation of a GenBank genome assembly. NCBI's taxonomy places the organism in Eukaryota, Viridiplantae, Streptophyta, Magnoliopsida, Gentianales, Rubiaceae.